Messenger RNA from Prunus persica (peach), 1096 nucleotides. Its product is annotated as protein RADIALIS-like 3. The coding region runs from base 616 to 903 and encodes 95 amino acids. The record is from RefSeq and is a predicted model, not a curated record. The transcript has 2 exons. Gene Ontology annotation, molecular function: DNA-binding transcription factor activity. NCBI's taxonomy places the organism in Eukaryota, Viridiplantae, Streptophyta, Magnoliopsida, Rosales, Rosaceae.
UUUACAGUUUUACAAUCAUUUUCUUGGAAGUGAAAUUAACUAAGCAGGCAAGCCAGAUUCUCCUAACCAACACUGUUUUGCAAUGAUAUAAUUUAAGGAAAGAACAUUUCACGAUGACAUCUGUUUAUUCUCAAAAGGUGAGUGGGUUCUUUCUUUAAUGAUUCUCCCCUCUACUUAUGAAAACCCACAUGCUUAUAAUAAUAUAAUAUUAGAUCAUCGUACUUCCAAUUACAAAAAGACUUGGAAAGGAAGCAAUUGACUGUCCUUGGAAUCACAUAACUCUUUCUCUCUCUGUUUCUCUGUUCCUAGUUUCUGCUUCUUAUUCUAAACACAUAAUAUUUUAUAAUAUGCAAACCAGAAAUUUUGUCUGCCAACUUGCAUUACCCCAUUUGCAUGAACAGUCAUCCUGUGAUCUCUUCUUUGCUAGUCCCUUGACUUAAGUAUACUACCUUUCUUUAUAUUUCAGACUUUCUAUAGUUUCAGCUUCUCUGCCUUAGGCUUUCCCUUUCAAUUUUUUCCAAUCCUUCUAUCACCCGAAUUCAUUCUCUCUCUUAAAUAGAAGCUUUGUUCUGAUCACUUUCGCCAUACUAAUCGUUGCUCUAAUAUCUCAGAAACAUGAGCAAGCUUUCUUCCCCGCAAACCAGUUUGACUUGGACAGCCAAACAAAACAAAUUGUUCGAAAACGCUCUGGCAACAUAUGAUGAGGAAACCCCUGAUCGUUGGCACAAGAUAGCCAGGAUUGUUGGAGGGACGACUGAAGAGGAAGUGAAGAGGCAGUAUGAGAUCCUUCUAUCAGACAUCAAGCGCAUUGAGUCAGGCAAAGUUCCCCUUCCUAAGUAUCGGAAAGUUGGAACAAGUAACAUCAGCAAUGAAGAAAAGAGGCUGAAGAUCCUAAAGCUCUAAAGGAAGAUGCCGUCCAGAAUUAGACAGAGCACCAAAUUCCUCUUAAGUGCAUCUAGAAAUUAACUCAUAACACCCCACUCCCCCCUACCCCUUUCCCUUUUUUGUUCCUGUAACUUCUAGAUGCAAUAUACUUUUGUCUUUCACAUGUACCCAGGAAGAAUCAUCCCAUAUGCUAUUGCUUACUUUUUUCUCA